Messenger RNA from Morone saxatilis (striped sea-bass), 3919 nucleotides. RefSeq names its product isoleucyl-tRNA synthetase 2, mitochondrial (gene iars2). Gene Ontology annotation, cellular component: cytosol. Gene Ontology annotation, molecular function: ATP binding; aminoacyl-tRNA deacylase activity; tRNA binding. Lineage: Eukaryota; Metazoa; Chordata; Actinopteri; Moronidae. The transcript has 24 exons. The record is from RefSeq and is a predicted model, not a curated record. Bases 138 to 3257 code for a protein of 1039 amino acids. Gene Ontology annotation, biological process: isoleucyl-tRNA aminoacylation.
AAUUUCUUCCGGGGAAACCCAGAAGAAGAAGAAGAAGAAGAAGGGCGGACUAUAACAACACGGUGCCUGCAUACUGUCACAACACAAACAACCGAACAGUUUUCAGUUUUCAGGCCAAAGAGCUGUGUCGCCUCUCCAUGCUGCUGUGCCGGGUUUCGGCAGUGAGCCAGACGCUAGCGAGAUGGGGACGGAGGUCACACCAGGGAGGAGGCGGCCUCCUCCUCCACCGUGCUCUCUCCUUCAGCUCCAGCCGCUGGCAGGGUGUGAGUUCGGAGGAAGGCAGCGCUCAGCCCGCGGAGGCAGCCUCUGCUCAGGGACUGUACCGAGACACAGUGCUCCUUCCCCGGACUGACUUCCCCAUGAAACUGACCGGACAGAAGCUUCUGGAGCGAGAACUCGAGAUACAGAAGGAGUGUGGAUUUGCAGAUUUGUACUCCUGGCAGAGAGAGAGGAAGGUCAAGAAGGAGUUCUGUCUUCAUGAUGGACCCCCUUAUGCAAAUGGGGACCCUCAUGUAGGACAUGCACUCAAUAAGAUCCUGAAAGACAUCCGUAACCGUUUUGAGAUGCUGAGGGGGCGACAGGUCCACUACAUCCCAGGCUGGGACUGCCAUGGCCUCCCCAUCGAGCUGAAGGCUCUGGGGGAGGUGGGGACCAGCGGCCUCGGCCCGCUGCAGAUCAGACAGAAAGCACGGGCGUUUGCAGAGGCGGCCAUAGCUCGUCAGAAGGCUGCUUUCCAGCGCUGGGGGGUGAUGGCGGACUGGGACCAGUGCUACUACACGUAUGACGGGGCCUAUGAGGCUGCUCAGCUGAAAGUGUUCCAGGAGAUGCACAGCAAGGGCUUCAUCUAUCAGGACUACAAGCCAAUCUUCUGGUCUCCUUCAUCAAGAACGGCCCUGGCAGAGGCAGAGUUAGAGUACAAUGCUGAGCAUGUGAGCAGAGCCAUCUAUGCCACUUUCCCCCUGAUCACACUGCCGCCUAAGAUUGCCUCAGAAGCAGCAGGUCUGGAUAGUGUCUCUGUGCUGGUGUGGACCACCCAGCCGUGGACCAUUCCUGCCAACCAGGCUGUGUGCUACAUGCCCAACACCCAGUACUCCGUGUUGAAGAGAGCGGACAACCCUCAGUUGCUCUUAGUGGCCACUGAGCGCACAGCCAGCGUAGCUGCACUGCUGGGCACAGAGCUGGAGAGUGUGGGGACCUUCACAGGCUCCCAACUUGAAGGUGGGAUCUGCAAACAUCCCACAAUUCCUGACAAGGAAGUGCCACUUUUGCCUGCCAAUCAUGUGACUAUGGCAAAAGGCACAGGAUUGGUCCACACAGCACCAGCUCACGGCAUGGAGGAUUACAGUGUGGCUUCACAGUUUAAACUGUCUGUGGAGUGCAUGGUGGAUGAGGACGGCAAGUUCACUGAACUGGCGGGACCUGAGCUACAGAAUCUGUCUGUGAUGACAGAAGGGACAGACAAAGUGAUUUCCAUGCUGAAGGAGUGUGGGGCUCUGGUGAAGGAGGAGCAGUGUGUCCACAGUUACCCAUAUGACUGGAGGACAAAGCAGCCUGUCGUCAUCAGGCCCAGCAAACAGUGGUUUAUCAACACAGCGUCGCUUAAAGAGAAGGCCAAGGAUGCAUUGCAGAAGGUGCGUGUUUUGCCUGAGUCGGCACGGGGCAGCUUGCUGGCCAUGCUGGACAGACGGACCUACUGGUGCAUCUCCAGACAGCGAAGCUGGGGCGUCCCAAUCCCGGUCUUCUACCACAAAGAGACUGGAGAAGCUCUCAUCAACAAACACACAGUGUCCCAUAUAGCAACGCUCUUCAAAGAGAAGGGUAGUGACUGUUGGUGGGAGCUUCCUAUUGAGACUUUGCUGCCAGCAGAGGUGCUCAAGAAGAGUAAAGCAGGUCCAGUGACUGACUACGUUCGGGGAGAAGACGUCCUAGACAUCUGGUUUGACAGCGGAGCAUCAUGGGCUGCUGUACUAGAAGAGGAGAUGGAGGGAGACACUGAGGAGCCUGAGUCACAUCUCAGCUGGCUCCCCGCUCCGCUUCGCAAACCUCUGGUCCCAGAGUCAGACUCCAGGGCAGAUGCAUAUGUGGAAGGGAAGGACCAGAUUGGAGGCUGGUUUCAGUCCUCGCUGCUGACCAGCGUAGCCGUCAGGAACAAGGCACCUUACAAGUCUCUGGUGGUCCACGGCUUCGCUGUCAGUGAGAAAGGAGAGAAGAUGUCCAAGUCUGUGGGCAAUGUUGUGGAUCCUGAUGCAGUCAUUAAUGGAGGGAAGGACCCCAGUAUGCCAGCCUAUGGGGCAGAUGUGCUGCGUUGGUGGGUGGCGGAGUCAAACGUCUUCUCUGAGGUUCAGAUCGGACCCUCUGCACUCAACUCAGCCAGAGACAGCAUCAGCAAGUUGAGGAACACUCUGAAGUUUCUGCUCGGGAACCUGCAGGGCUUCGACCCCCGCGUGCAGGCUGUGGACCCCAAAGAGAUGCACUACAUUGAUCAGUACAUGCUGCACUUGCUCCGCGAGUACAGCAUCAAGGUGACAGAUGCCUACAGUGAGUUUGAUGCUGGCAGGGCCAUCCGUGUCCUCCAAGCCUUCAUCGCCAGAGACGUCUCCAACUUGUACUUCAGCAUCAUCAAAGACAGGUUGUACUGUGAUCCAGAGGACUCGUUGGGCAGAAGAUCAUGUCAGACGGUUUUAGAGGAAGUCCUAGAUGGAGUGACCAGAUCCAUAGCCCCCAUCCUGCCACAUCUAGCUGAAGAGGUCUAUCUACACGCACCAGGACAUGACCAAGGGGAGACGUUAUUCAAGAGCGGCUGGGUCAAAAGCAGUUCUGUGUGGCGGCGACCAGGAUUGGAGGAGGCAGUGGAAGGGGCGUGUGCGAUCAGGGACUCCUUCCUGUCCUCCAUUCCAGGCAAAAACGCAGCCCAGUAUGACCUCACCAUUGCCAUUGAACCCGGUUUGCUGUUUGAACUCAUGGAGUCUCUCCAAGAGGAACCCUCCUCCACCUCCUCGCAGCUGGUUGAGCUGAUGAUGGUGGCGCGGGUCAACCUCACCAGUAAGCUACCCCGCGACCUGCCCUCAGAUGCCCUGCUGAGCCACGGAAGCUUCCUCAUAAACCUGGAAGGUGGUGUUAUCCGUGAGGACAGUGCCUACAGUAUAGCAGUGGUACCCACCUCUGCUGCCCGCUGCCCACGGUGCCGGCGAUACACUGCAGAGUCAGCAGACUGCCUGUGCCCGCGCUGCCAGUCCGCUGUUUCACAGGCUCACUGACGACCAGACAUCGCGUCACCGUGACGACCAGCGAACACCACCUUGGCUGUUUUGUUUCCCCGCUGGAUAUAGACCAGGUUUUACGAUGCCUGUCUCUAUUAUAUGAGAGUUGUGACACUAACUCUGAAUCAAUUGUCCUCUCUGGUAAGGGAACCUGCAGGUUGGCACAGGGCUGCAUUGUAAUGGCCUAACAGCAGAUAAGCGUACUGUUCCUCAAUGUGCUUCAGAUUUCACUGUUUCGCACUCACUGUACACUUUCCUAGAACAGCAGGUGAAGCUUAUAUGUCCAAGGCUGCAGCAUGAAUGUGCUGCUUAUACAUUUGGUCUUGUACCACCAAGAAACUGAUACAGCAUGAGCUAGAUUGUUUACUGUAUAUAUAUAAUUGGGAAUUUAAUAUAUUGACUUGAUUUUCAGUCUAGAAGGGAUGCCAUUCAGAGGGUGUAUGUGUUUUUUUUUUUUAUGCGUUAAUACAUGGAAAAGAAAUUCACUACCAUGAGAGUCACUGUGUGACAACAGUAUAACAGAAUUUAUAUUGGGUGUGGGUAAAUUCUGUAAACGCCUACUUUAUAUAAUAAAGCCUGUUCCUCGUCAACUUUCCCAUAAAAUUGAAGGUGUAUGGAAAGAUAUCUCUAAGUUAUAAAUAAAUGGAGUUGUAUCUGAA